CUCAUGGACUAAGCAUGAUCUUCCAAGGCUUUCUGUAAUAUAAUGUCAUUCUAUUUGUCAUGUGUUUUCAUUUAAAAUUCUGGAAAUUUACCUUUUUUAGUAUUUUAGGUAUGCCUGUCAGAACAAUGUAGGGUCCUGAUCUGGGCUCUUUAGGAGAAAUGCAAAGCAUGAAAAAACCCAACUCAAUAAAACUACAAAUUCAUUAAUAGUUCUCAAGUCAAUGAAUUCAACACACCUGAACUUUUUUGACUAUUUCAUUAUUGUGGGAAUUUCAGAUGUUCCAGAGAUGCAGCUCCCAAUCUUCCUUAUAGUUCUCUUUAUCUAUCUUAUCACUUUUGGUGGUAACAUGACCAUUUUAUCAUUGAUUUGCCUGGACCAUCGUCUUCACAUUCCUAUGUAUUUCUUCUUGGCCAACCUCUCCAUUCUGGACAUGGCUUCCUCCUCUGUGACAUUAUUUAAAAUUCUUGCUAGUUUCAUUACAGGGAACUCCAUGAUUUCAUACCAGGCUUGCAUACUACAGUUGUAUAUUUGUGCAUCGUUAAUUGGACUUGAACUCUUGAUAUUGACAGCCAUGAGUUAUGACCGAUAUGUGGCUAUAUGUAAUCCACUGAACUACCACAUGGUCAUGAACCAUAGAGUGUCGGUUCUUUUGGCUGCAGUCUGCUGGUUGUGGGCCUUUCUUGAAUGUCUACCACACACUAUUAUUAUUUUUAACUUUGCUUGCUACAAAUCUAACAGGAUUAACCACUUUUUUUGUGACAUUCUUCCAUUAAAGAAUCUUACUUGUUGCAGCACAACAAUUUUGAGUCAACUGAUGCUUGCUGUUGACCUCUUCCAUUUGUUUUUCUCCUUCCCCUUAACUUUCAUACCUUAUGUUUUCAUAAUUACCACAAUACUGAGGAUCCCUUCCAGUGUUGGCAGACACAAAGCCUUCCGCACAUGUUCUUCACAUCUGACAGUAGUCAUCCUUCUCUAUGUGGUCCUUCUCUGUCAGUAUUUGAUACCAAACCAAGAAGCUCAAUCGAACUCCAAUAAACUUUUCUCUCUGGUUAACACAGCUGCUGUCCCCAUGCUGAAUCCAUUGAUAUAUAGCUUAAAAAAUAAAGAUGUGAAGUUAGCACUUGGACGAGAAGUAAACAAAGUUAGAGCGUUCUUUAACUAUGAUAAGUUAAAAUGACAUAUUAAGGGGAGAUUGUGAGGCUAGAAGUAUGGUAGCUGCAAUUAUGUUAACCAAUUUUGUUAAAAAAUGUAAGUUACAGGAUUUUUGUAUCCUUCUCCUUCCCUCACUACUAGUGGAGCACUGAUCAGAACAUACACUGAACUUGCAGACCAGAAAUCUUACUUUCACUUACUCAUUUUGAGUCAAAUAUUGACUACGCAAUAAAAACGGGGCGUAUGGAAGAUUUAUAAUACCCUAUCAAGAAACACAUUUGUGAUCUUUCUCAUUUAUCUCGGAACUCAACUGCUGAAUGUUCUCCUCCUCCGCCCCUCUUCUGCAUCACCAUUAUCAACAUUUGGGCAUGUGCAGAUACACUGCUGGCCUCUGACAUUUUUAUAGAACCUAGCAGAGACUGGUGGUGCAGGUUUUUUAAAUAGUAUCUA
Rana temporaria (common frog) is the source of this 1602-nucleotide messenger RNA. RefSeq names its product olfactory receptor 150-like. Gene Ontology annotation, biological process: G protein-coupled receptor signaling pathway. Gene Ontology annotation, cellular component: membrane. Bases 221 to 1177 code for a protein of 318 amino acids. NCBI's taxonomy places the organism in Eukaryota, Metazoa, Chordata, Amphibia, Anura, Ranidae. The record is from RefSeq and is a predicted model, not a curated record. Gene Ontology annotation, molecular function: olfactory receptor activity; G protein-coupled receptor activity. The transcript has a single exon.